AUGGGGAAGGAACCUUUUCAUGAGAUUGUCACAAAUACUUUUCCAACAUUCCUGAAGAGAGCGCAACCGACGUUCUCGCCAGUCGUCUCAACAACUAUCGCCGAUGAUCCUUACAUGACCAGCGGAGGAUUGGCUUAUGGAAUCCUGUGUACCAUGUCACUGUUCCUGAUGAUAAUUCUGGCCAUCAUCUAUGGUCGACUGGCUCGCAACCGAGUGUUCGUCUACUUCUGUCUGUCCUUGAUCAUGUUAUACAUACCACACAUACUCGGGGCAUGGAUCUACGGGGCGAAUUUGAAUCGGGCACCCACGGCGGUAUGUUGGGUUCAAGCAUUAUGGAUAAAUGCAUCGGGAAUUUCUGCGGGAAUCACGGUGUUGAUAUAUGCAUACGAGAUAUACCGAAAUAUUGUAAAACAACGUGUGACCGAGGGAGAGUGGAAACGACGGAAAUAUUAUUUGACGAUGUCGGUGGUAUUCCCGGUGUUGGUGGGCAUCGUGCCACCGCUUUUGAUCGCCGACAAGCCAGAUGGAAUUGUGGUGGCGAACCUAUUCUUCGCUCGCAAAGGUUUCGAUCCUAACAAAUCCACCACACCACGAACCGCACGGGACUUCGAUCUUGAAGCGAGCACGCCACCAUCAAACGGAUCUUCGGUGACCAUGUCCCAUGAGGAAUCUGUAGUUUACGAAGAUCUUAGCUCAGGUUCAUUCACCAGAAGGGUCGUCGGAAGAAUACCAAUUUACAUAUGCUUGCGAUUGGUCCUAUUCCUCGUCACGUAUUGCGCGAUGAUCGUGCUGCUAUACGGUCGAUCCUUGGUGGUUAAUCUCAAACAAGACGAGCUGAGUGUAAAAGAACCAAAAUAUAUAGAAUACAUUGUGGCAUCGUUGGGCAUAAUAAUAUUUUUGAUAUUUGGUACAUCGUUGGAAGCAUGCGCAGCGUAUUUGCGAUUUUUAAAGGUGAUAUUUAAUUUUAAUUGGUUAAAGAGGUGUUUUGGAAGGGAUGAUAGUUUUGGGGAUUGGGAAGUUACACGGAAGAAGCGGGAGGUGACGGACACGCCGGAGCCGACUUUUAUUAGUCGAGGGGCAACACCGACGAAAUUUGCGACUAGGGAGGUUAUCAUGAAGGCCGAGGAGGAUAAGAAAAAUCAACCAUUACGGGGUGAUGACUAUUUAACAAUAAUUCGACAAAUUCCCCCAGUUCUUUAA
Molecule: messenger RNA, 1200 nt
Organism: Acaulospora colombiana
Lineage: Eukaryota; Fungi; Glomeromycota; Glomeromycetes; Diversisporales; Acaulosporaceae
Source: the annotation of a GenBank genome assembly